Molecule: messenger RNA, 1800 nt
Organism: Hermetia illucens (black soldier fly)
Lineage: Eukaryota; Metazoa; Arthropoda; Insecta; Diptera; Stratiomyidae
Product: probable cytochrome P450 12a4, mitochondrial
Exons: 6
Coding region: 61-1689 (542 amino acids)
Molecular function (GO): iron ion binding; monooxygenase activity; oxidoreductase activity, acting on paired donors, with incorporation or reduction of molecular oxygen
Source: RefSeq, a predicted model, not a curated record
UUUCAGUUUUCAGUUACAUUGUGGAUUCCUUAUAGUUCAGUUCGUUUGCAUCUCUGGAAAAUGUCAAAGUUUCCGGCUCGUUUUGCAGUGUCUUUGCCUAAAUUGAUGAGGCCAAGUGGCAGCUAUUGUAUCUCACACAGAUCGCAGCAUUCAUUGGUGCCAUCUUCAAACCAAAAUGAUUCGGAUCAAUUUGCCGAAGAAUGGAAAACAGCAAUGCCAUACGAACAAUUGCCUGGACCAACUAGAUUGUCUCUCUUCCUUGAUUUUAUGCCUGGUGGUAAAUACAGUAAUAGGGGGAUCAAAGAGGUUAUAAGGAUUUACCAUGAAAAGUACGGAAGUAUCUAUAAAAUACCGGGAAUGUUCGGUAAACAGGAUAUUGUAUUCACUUUCGAUCCAAAGGACUACCAAACACUAUUUCGCACUGAAGGAAUCUGGCCCCUGCGAUUGGGAUUGGAUAGUGUAGACUUUUAUAGGCAUAAACGUCGUCCGGAUGUAUUUAUCAACGGCGGCCUGGGAACUGAGCAAGGUAAACUUUGGGCUGAUAUGAGGUCAGCUGUGAAUCCGGUGAUGAUGCAGACGAAAAUAGUGCAACUGUAUAUUCCAACAAUCGACAAGGUUGCAGAUGAUCUUAUUCAAAGAAUGAAGGUAAUCCGUGACCCAGUCACAUUAGAACUACCAGCCAAUUUCGAGGACGAACUUAAUCGAUGGACCUUGGAAGCUAUUUGCGUUAUAGCUCUCGAUACACGUUUAGGCUUGAUCGGAAAAUUGGACAAAAAUAGCAAGGAGCAGAAAUUUAUUAACGCUGUGAAAGCAUUCUUUCGACUCAUAGAUGAGCUUGAUGUAAGGCCAUCAUGUUGGAAAGUUAUCAGAACCCCAAAAUUUUAUGAAAUGAUGAACGCCAGCGAAGUCAUAACUGAAUUCGCAAUUGAGCAUAUCCAAGUAGCAAAGAAGAACUAUGAGUCCCGAAAAACAUCUAUCAAAAAUAUGAAGGAUGUGGGUGUGCUUGAAAGACUUAUUGAAAUCGACUCCAGGGUUGCUACGGUCAUGGGCAUCGAUAUGAUUACGGCGGGCGUGGACACGACAAGUUCAGGAUUAGUAAGUACGCUCUAUAAUCUCGCCCUUAAUCCGGACAAACAAGAGCUUGCUCGCCAAGAAGUUCUUGAAAAAUUGCCUCAAAAGGAUAGUCUUCUAACGGCUGAAAAUAUGAAACAUAUGCCAUAUCUGCGAGCUUGCAUUAAAGAGUCCUUCAGACUAACACCUGUCGUCGAUUCAACUUUUCGUGGUGCCGGGAGAGAUCUAGUUCUUCAAGGAUAUCGAAUUCCAGAAGGUACAGGUGUUGCAAUGCAAUUAUGGCAUACACAAAUGCAAGAUCAUGUUUACAACCAAGCUGCUAAAUUUUUGCCAGAACGAUGGUUGAGAAGCAACAAAAAGUCCAAAUCAGUCGAAAAUGAAGUUGAAAAAUGUCCUUUGGAUGAGCCAAUAAUGCCAUUUACAUAUCUUCCAUUCGGUUUUGGACCACGCAUGUGUAUUGGCAAACGAUUCGCUGAGUUAGAAAUAGAAGCUCUACUGUCGAGAAUUAUAAGAAAUUUCAGGAUAGAAUGGCAUCAUGAACCAUUAAAAUUUCGAACGAGCACAAUAAACAGCCCAAUUUCCCCGCUACAGUUUAAAAUGAUUGAUUGUCAGCUAUGAUUGUCCAUUGAAGAAGUAUCCGUGCAAACGAUAGUUUGCAGGUGACUUCAACGCCUUAUCAAAUAGUUCGUUAUUAUUCUCUAAUAAAGUUAUUAUUUACCCUAUCGUCAA